Messenger RNA from Priapulus caudatus, 5139 nucleotides. Its product is annotated as structural maintenance of chromosomes protein 4-like. Gene Ontology annotation, cellular component: chromosome. Gene Ontology annotation, biological process: mitotic chromosome condensation. Gene Ontology annotation, molecular function: protein binding; ATP hydrolysis activity; ATP binding. NCBI's taxonomy places the organism in Eukaryota, Metazoa, Priapulida, Priapulimorpha, Priapulimorphida, Priapulidae. The record is from RefSeq and is a predicted model, not a curated record.
GAGCUAGAGGGCAGUGCGGUCACAGCCAAUCGGAACAUUUCAGUUUUCUCCGUUGCGCGCCAUUUUUAGAUCAACAAUCCCCAAUUUGAACAGAUACUCAACUGAACAGAACAAAUUCGAUAUUUGACAAUAGGUCACACUUAUUCACACGUUAAAAGUGGUUAAAGUUAGUGGACACGCCUCAGGACUCGGGAGUCGGUAAACGUGUCACCGGUAUGGCACGACAUCGCAAGGCUAAACCGAGCAACGAUGACGCUGCGGACACAGGAAAAGAAAAGGAACCAGACGAGCAGGAGCAGCCACCCGAUCCUGGUUCAGGUCCCGAGUCAUCACAGGCAGCAGAUGAGAUGGAGACCGAUCAGCUGGUUGGUGAGGAUGGGGAGGACAUGGAUGAAGAUAUAGUUGUGCCACCGGCGAUGCCAUCCGUCGCAACCUACGACCCCUGUGGGCCUAGGCUAAUGAUCACUCAUAUCGAAAACAUCAACUUCAAGUCAUAUGCAGGCACGCAGGUGCUCGGCCCCUUCCACAAUUGCUUCACCUGCAUCGUCGGCCCGAACGGCAGCGGCAAGUCGAACGUCAUCGACUCGAUGCUCUUCGUCUUCGGCUACCGCGCGAACAGAUCCGCGAAGAAGAUCGGCAUGCUGAUCCACAACAGCGGGCGGCACAGCAACAUCGACAGCUGCAGCGUGAGCGUGCACUUCCAGAAGAUCGUCGACGGCGCCGGCGACGCCUACGACGUCGUGCCCGGCUCGCGAUUCGUCGUCUCGCGGACGGCGCACCGCGACAACACGUCGUACUACGCGAUCGACGGGCGGCGCGUGAAGUUCGCCGAGGUCGGGCGUCUGCUGCGCGGCAGCGCGAUCGACCUCGACCACAACCGCUUCCUCAUCCUGCAGGGCGAGGUCGAACAGAUUGCGUUGAUGAAGCCGCGCGCCGUGGGGAACACGACGAGGGCAUGCUCGAGUUCCGCGGACAUCGUCGGCAGCGCCCGCUUCAAGGAGCCGAUCGAGAAGCUGGCGGCGCGCGUCGAGAGGCUCAACGGGCGCGGGGAGAAGCUGAACCGCGUGAAGGCGGUCGAGCGUGAGAAAGGACGAGCUGUGCGCGCCCGCGAGACGAGGCCGUUGCGUUCCUGCGGCUCGAGAACGACGUCGCGCGCGCCCAAGAACCGCCUCUACCACAAGUACGUCGACGGGCGCGCGCGAACCUGGAUCGCGCGGAGACGGCGCGCGGCGACGUGCGCUGGCGACGUCGACGCGGCCGGCGCGGCUCGCCGAGUGAAUGGCGGUCGCGAGAAGGCGGCCGCGCGACUGCGGAGCGUGGAGGAGGAGGAGGCGGCGGCGGCGGCGCGCGUCGACGCGUGCGACGAGGAGUUCAAGGAGUACGACCGCCGCGACACGAAGAAUCUCGAGGACAUCAAGCACGCCAAGUCGAAGGGCAAGAAGCUCGCGGCGGCGCUCGAAAGCGAGCACGUCCGCCUCGCCGAGCUCCAGGGGGCGCCGGCGGCGCGUGCCGCGGAGAUCGCCGAGCUCGCGGAGACGCGCGAGACGCGGGAGCAGGAGCUUGCGGCCGCCGAGACGAGCCUCGAGGCGGCGAUGGCGUCGCUGAAAGGCGAGACGCAGUCGCUUCAGGACGACAAGGACGUGAAGGAAGCGCGUCUGCUGCAGCUGCAGCCGGCCAUCAACGACGCAAAGUCGCACAUGGACGUUGCGCAGUCCGAGCUCGACCUGUGCCUCAGCAACCAGCAGAAGGCGCAGGCGCGGCUCGACGCAGAUCGCGCGAACCUUGAGAAGGUGGUCGCGACGAUCGCCGAGCGGAAGACGCAGACGCGCGACCUCGAGGAGCGCAUCCCGGCGGCCGAGCGCGAGCUGGAGACGUGCGAGCGAGAGCUGACGCGCGUCGACGGCGAGGAGGCGGCGCUGACGGCGACGCUACGCACCGAGACGGCACGGGAGCGCGAGUGCCGCGCCGCGCUCGCCGCCUCGCGCAACACGAGCGCCGUGCUGGACGCGCUGAUGCGCGAGCAGCGUCGCGGCGUGUUGCCGGGCGUCGUCGGCCGCCUCGGCGACCUCGGCGGCAUCGACGCGCGCUACGACGUCGCGAUCAGCAGCGCGUGCGCCGCGCUCGGACACAUCGUCGUCGACACGAUCGAGACGGCGCAGGCGUGCGUCUCGUUCCUCAAGCGCAACAACGUCGGCUACGCGACCUUCAUCGCCCUCGACAAGAUGCAGCACUGGCGGCGCACGAUGGACACGGCUCCGCCGGCGCCCGAGGGAGCGCCGCGGCUCUUUGACCUCGUGCGCGCGCGCGACGACUCCGUGCGUCCGGCGUUCUACUUCGCGCUGCGCGACACGCUCCUGGAGGAUCGCGGCAAAGGCGAGGAGCCUGCGCCGCGACCCUCGAGCGCAUGCGAACGCGAGCUCGAGAAGCACCGCUACGAGAACGGCGGUCGGGCGCCGACAAACCGAGGCGACGCUGGCGGCGGGGCAGUGCGCAGACGGCGGAGCGCGCCGUCGCGCGCGAUGGCCGAUCGACGCGGCGGUCGACUGGCUGCGGGCGACGCUCCCGACCGCGCGCGUUCUAAACGACGCAAGAGUGAUGCGAGUAAAAGCCCGCGCGCCGAGGUCAAGGCCGAGGUCGCGGCGCUGCGCUCCGAGAUCAUGAAGAUCACGGCGUCGCGCACGAAGAAGCCGCAGCGCGCCGUUGACGCGGCGACGGCGGCCAUUGGCGACAUCGACGGCUCCGUCACCAAGGCGAAGGUCGCCAUAACGACGGCGAAUCGCAACAUCAAGAAGUCGGGCGACCGGAUCAAGUCGACGGAGACGGAGAUGGAGGAGAACAAGGCGCACUACGACAAGCUCGUCGAGCUGAAGGCCGAGGUGGAGAGCAGCGCUGAGACGUGCGUGAAGGAGAAAGGUGAAGCAGCGACGAAGCGGGCGGCGGCGGGGGAGACGGCGCGUGAGCUCCGAGCCGCGCUCAAGGAGCUGGACGAUGAUUGCCUGCAGAUGGAGAAGGACGCUGUGCAUGCGCGAGACCAACUCGAGACCUACGAGCACCAGGUGAAGGAGAGCCGCGCGCAGGUGAGACACUGGCAGCGCAACAUCGCCUCGCUCUCGCUCACCGCGAUCGAGGCCGAACCCGAUGAUGCCGGGGCGGAGAAGCAGGAGGAGGAGCCGCUGCCGGCGGAGUUCACGAGGGAGGAGCUGGACGCGAUGGAUCGCGACGACAUGCAGCACGCGCUCACUGUGCAGGAGGAGCUGCUGCAGCGCAUGUCACCCAACAUGGCGGCGAUCGGCGAGUACGCGCGCAAGCGCGACGCCUACCUGCGCCGCGUCGGGGAGCUGGACGGGAUCACGCGAAGCCGCGAUGCCCGUCGACGCCUCCACGAGGACCUCCGCCGGCGACGCCUCGACGAGUUCAUGGCCGGAUUCGCGGCGAUCACGAGCCGGCUGCGCGAGAUGUACCAGAUGAUCACGCUCGGCGGCGAUGCGGAGUUAGAACUCGUCGACACGCUCGACCCGUUCGCCGAGGGCAUCGUGUUCAGCGUGCGGCCGCCGAAGAAGUCGUGGAAGAACAUCGGGAAUCUGUCGGGCGGCGAGAAGACGCUCAGUUCGCUCGCGCUCGUCUUCGCCCUGCACCACUACCGGCCGACGCCGCUCUACGUGAUGGACGAGAUCGACGCGGCGCUCGACUUCCGCAACGUCUCCAUCGUCGGCAACUACAUCAAGGAGCGCACGAAGAACGCACAGUUCCUCGUCAUCUCGCUGCGCAACAACAUGUUCGAGCUCGCCGACCGGCUCGUCGGAAUCUACAAGACGCACGACGCGACCAAGUCCGUGACGAUCAACCCGACGGCAAUGCGCGACGGCGACGCGCUGCAGGAGCGAGUCAGCGACAACGUGGCAGCCGCGGGCGACGAGGAGGCGGUUGCCGUGGGCGACGAGGAGGCGGUCGCCGCGGAGAUGGGAGGCAGCGGGGAUGCGACGACUGCCGUGCUCGCGGCGGUCGUCUGAGAAGAACGGCGAACGGUCGCCAUUGCCACUCAGGCGGGUUUCGACCGCGGGUUUUUUUUUGGGGGGGGGAGUUUGAUAGCUGGUGUCGGUAUUGUUUUUUCGAAGGCGUGGUAACAGCGAGAGUUGUGUCUGCACGUGACUCUCUUCAUACGCUGCCAUCACCCGGUGGUGUUGACGUAUAGUUGCGCAGUUGAAGUUAGUGGUAGAUAGGCGUGCAACGAAACUAGGAUCUGGCCGGAUCCCCAAUCUUCCAGACUGCCGGUUCUGAAUGUAACUUUUUUUUUGGUGGAGAAUUUGGCAGAUUUCUACAUUUUACUGUGUGCUCAUUCAUCCAGAUCGGUGUAAUUGAAGAGGCGGAGAUCGAGGGUUCGGGUGCGCUCAUUGACAUUGGCUUUACUGUAUACUGUAUAGUAUAUAUUAUAGUUAUUGUAUUCUGAUUAGAACAUCGAACAAACGAGGUUCCUAUAUGAUGGUAGACUUACUAAAUAUAGGAAUACCGUCGUAUAUGAGUUCAUAUAUUAUAUAUAGAUUAAUUAAGCACUAUAGUAUGAGGUGGAGUUUACCUUGUAAUUGGAAUAAACUAUCUUCAGGGGCAAUAAAGAGUACAAUUUUUCAGUACAUGUCAUAUUUCAUCCAGCAUACCUGUAUUAGUGUGUGCAUGAUUAGACUAUAUAUGUAUGGGACCGGAAAAAUAUUUGAAAUGAUUGAAGACAUAUAUGUAUAACAAAUAUCAAGAACAUAAACUAUAAAAUAAAGAGUUUGUGCUCUUGAUAACAAGACUUGGUGUAAUAAUCACAUUUUGCUAUCUUGUGCAUAAUUAUUUAGUUAAGUAGGUGGUAUUGUAUCAACAUCCGUAGUAACUUCAUUAAGAUGUCGUCGUAUGUAAUUCUUGGCUACUGUAAUAUUUCAGUUGCAUUUUGUUGUAAUUUUUGUGUGCAUAUAUCCUAGUUCUGUAAUACAGUUCUGUACAACAUUGAAAAUAUCUGACCACAUAGUGCUUUAUUAUUUGGUCCUAUUCUUCGUUCUCUAAUUCCGGUUUUAUUAGGUACUAUUUUUCCGGUCAUUAUAUAAUAUGAGCCAAUGAUUUGCAUUUAUGUUUGCAUAUAAUACAUGAAAAAUUGUAUAUAAA